Echinostoma caproni is the source of this 936-nucleotide messenger RNA. The record is from the annotation of a GenBank genome assembly. Lineage: Eukaryota; Metazoa; Platyhelminthes; Trematoda; Plagiorchiida; Echinostomatidae.
AUGGUAAUUAGCGUUUACAGAAGCUCAUCAUCCACGGCCAACGAGGAUGAGGCGCUGCUCCCCACGCUAUGUACGGCAGCUCGCCACAAUGGGAAACUUCUGAUCCUCGAGGAUUUCAACACCCCAGAGAUCAACUGGGGUGGAGAAAGUGUCCCAUCGGGUUCCUUUGGCCAUGCGUUACUGAACCUGCUGCACGAUGAAGCCCUCAUGCAACACGUAAGAGAGGAUACGCGAUGGCAAGAUGGCAGCAAGCCUACCAGGUUGGACCUGGUAAUAACGAAGGAGGCGAACGAUAUAGAAAGUAUUCAGGUAAUGGCCCCACUGGGUAAAAGUGAUCAUGCUCUACUUCAUCUUACCAUGUCCAUCCGAGAGUCAACCGCCCCCGAUAAGAGAGGACGAAAUUAUGAGGGAAUGAACAUAGCGCAGCUCCUACGAGAUGCAAAUACCAUGUCAUGGGAGUUGGAUCCCAGGGCGGUCAGGGACGAACAAAACGAGGACGGAGUUAACGCAGAAUCAAAUGCUGAAAAGGCGGAUAUUUUCCGCCGCUACUUCGAAAGGGUUCACCAACCGGAUAGAGGGGGGAACCCUCCACCCCCCGUAGAACGGGAAAUACUCGCAAUGGCCGAAGUCAUCAUCAUCGGAGGUGAGGUAAAGGCCCAACUGCAGGCCCUGAAGAGCACCAAGGCAGCGGGACCCGAUGAUAUUCACACGGCUAUCCUAAAACCGCUGGCUGAGGUGCUUGCUGCACCACUAGCAAAGCUGUUUAACAGAUCCCUCCAAGAGGGGCGGCUGCCGGGAGACUGGAAGGUGGCAAAUGUGGUCCCCAUACACAAAGGUGGGAAUAGAAAUCAAGCUGCAAAUUAUAGGCCGGUUAGUCUAACCUCAGUACCACUAAAAGUAAUGGAAAGUCUACAGAGGGACAACACGGGUUUGUGA